ACUGAGCAUGCGUAGUAGCCGCGGCUGCUGAAUGAAAAAGCUAGCAGCUUAGCCGACUGAGGAGCGGAAAAGCCGUGUAGAGUCGUUUUUGUAAGUUACAGUAUUGUUUUUCCACUGGAGAGCAAUGGAAGCUCCACCAGUCACCGUCAUGCCCGUUACGGGGGGCACGAUAAACAUGAUGGAGUAUUUGCUGCAAGGCAGUGUACUGGACCAGUCCUUGGACAGUCUCCUCCAUCGUCUAAGAGGUCUGUGUGACAACAUGGAACCGGAGAGCUUUGCUGACCAUGAACUAGUCUACCUUCUCAAAGGUCAGCAGGGAAACCCGUUCAUCUUCCGAGCCAGGCGUUCUCUUGCUCACCCCACCGCGCCCUGGCACCUGCGUUACCUUGGCCAGCCGGAGGUGGGAGACAAGAGUCGCCAUGCACUGGUACGGAACUGUGUGGAUGUUGCUGCGUCUCACAGCCUGCCAGACUUCCUCAACGAAAUGGGCUUUCGAAUGGACCAUGAGUUUGUGGCCAAAGGGCAUAUUUUCCGCAAAGGUGCGCUCAAAGUGGUUGUGAGUAAACUGUCCCGGGUGCUUGUGCCUGGCAACACAGACAACACUGAACCGCUGUCUCUAUCCUACUUAGUGGAACUUAGUGUGUUAGCGCCAGCAGGACAGGACACAGUGUCUGAGGACAUGCGCAGCUUUGCAGAGCAGCUCAAGCCCCUUGUACACCUGGAGAAGAUUGACCCCAAAAGGCUCAUGUAGGUGCUAUGAGCCAUCCUGACUGAAUCUACCUAAACCAGAUUUAAUCAGUGCUAGACAGUAUACAGACCUGUUGCAGUUUGCAUAUGGAUAAAUCCCAAAUUGCCAAACCUAAUGAUGUCUUCAUAUCUUUGAUAGCGAGUCGUAGUAAUAGAUCCACCUCCUCAACCUGGACGCUCGGAAUCAUUGGGAAUAAAGAAAUGAGAUCACUGGAAAAUGUCAUGCUGUAAUAGUGGAGUGGAUUAUAUUGCACUUAAUAUUUCUUUUGUAAUGUAAUAAUUUACACAUCUUUGCCAAACUGGAACACACGUUUGAUAACAGUUCACUUUCUGUACAUGAACAGUAAACUGGGGCUGAUAUAAUCUUGCCAUUUUGUCUUGGCAGUUGUUACAAGAGGAUGUAAGAGUAUUUGGAAACAUGCUUAUUUUCUAAAUAAAUGGUUCUUACCUCA
Colossoma macropomum (tambaqui) is the source of this 1199-nucleotide messenger RNA. It is a transcript of the gene med18, whose product is annotated as mediator of RNA polymerase II transcription, subunit 18 homolog (yeast). Gene Ontology annotation, molecular function: transcription coregulator activity. The record is from RefSeq and is a predicted model, not a curated record. Gene Ontology annotation, biological process: termination of RNA polymerase II transcription; regulation of transcription by RNA polymerase II. The coding region runs from base 125 to 751 and encodes 208 amino acids. The transcript is spliced from 3 exons. Gene Ontology annotation, cellular component: mediator complex; core mediator complex. NCBI's taxonomy places the organism in Eukaryota, Metazoa, Chordata, Actinopteri, Characiformes, Serrasalmidae.